Parastagonospora nodorum SN15 is the source of this 1942-nucleotide messenger RNA. RefSeq lists its product as hypothetical. Gene Ontology annotation, molecular function: epoxide hydrolase activity; aminopeptidase activity; metallopeptidase activity. Gene Ontology annotation, biological process: proteolysis. The coding region runs from base 1 to 1872 and encodes 623 amino acids. Gene Ontology annotation, cellular component: cytosol. The transcript has 2 exons. Lineage: Eukaryota; Fungi; Ascomycota; Dothideomycetes; Pleosporales; Phaeosphaeriaceae. The record is from RefSeq and is a predicted model, not a curated record.
AUGGAGACCCGCACGCCAAGAGAUCCCAACACGCUGAGCAAUUACCACAAUUAUGUGACGCGGCACACGAGUUUGGAUUUUGAGAUUGAGUUUGAGAGGAAGAGGUUGGUGGGGAGUGUGGUGUUGAGGAUGGAGAGUUUGACAGAUGCGGAGGUGGAUGUUGUGUUGGAUUCGAGCUUUCUCGAUGUCUCCGCCAUCAAAGUCGAUCGCCAGAGCGCUGAGUUCAGCAUUGGAGAGCGCAUCGAGCCGUAUGGCAGUCCAUUGACGAUCAAGCUUCCCGCGGCUGUGCCCAAGGGCAAGACGGUGGAGAUUGAACUUACUGUUGCAACGACAGAGAAGUGCACAGCGCUGCAGUGGAUGGAGCCGGCGCAGACGUCGAACAAGAAACAUCCUUAUAUGUUCAGUCAGUGUCAGGCUAAUCAUGCGCGGUCUGUGUUUCCGUGCCAGGACACGCCAGAUGUUAAGUCGACUUUCAGCUUUGCGCUGCGCUCCCCACUUCCGGUUUUGGCUUCUGGUUUGCCUACUGGGGCGAGCAAGUAUCAGCCGGCAAAGAAGGAUGGUGCGUCGGGAACUCUCAAGUACACCUUUGAACAGCCGGUUGCGAUUACGUCUUACCUCAUGGCGGUUGCUUCGGGUGACCUGGCCUGUGCGUCGAUUGGGCCACGCAGCACUGUAUGGUCUGGGCCUGAAGAGCUUCUGGAGUGUCAGCAAGAGCUUGAGGGCGAGAUCGAGCCUUUCAUGAAGGCUAUUGAGUCGAUCGUCAAGCCUACCUACCAGUGGACACAGUACAACGUGCUCAUCCUACCUCCGUCGUUUCCCUACGGUGGUAUGGAGAACCCUGUCUGGACGUACGCGACACCCUCCAUCAUCUCUGGAGACAAGCAAAACAUCGAUGUCAUUGCACACGAACUGUCUCACUCGUGGUCAGGUAACUUGGUUAGUGCAGCUAGUUGGGAGCACUUCUGGCUGAACGAGGGCUGGACUACCUAUCUUGAGCGACGCAUCCAGGGUGUUUUGCAUGGCGAAUCACACCGUCACUUUUCCGCCAUUAUCGGCUGGAAGGCGCUCGAAGAGAGCAUCGAGCGCUAUGGGGCGGAUCACGACUUCACCAAACUCGUCAUUGAUCUCAAGGGCAAAGACCCAGAUGAUGCGUUCUCUAGCAUCCCUUACGAGAAGGGCUUCCAUGCGCUCUACCAGUUUGAGCUCCUUCUCGGCAAGGACAAGUGGGACAACUUCAUCCCGCACUACUUCGAGACUUUCAAGUUCAAGUCCAUUGACUCGUAUGACUUCAAGGCGUGCCUCAUUGACUUCUUUGCCAAGGACACCGAGGCCAACAAGAAGCUCGCAGAGUUUGACUGGGACAAGCUCUUCUACGCUCCUGGAUACCCACCAAAGCCCGACUUUGACCAGACCAUGGUGAAGAGCUGUUACAAGCUUGCGGACAAAUGGCAGUACCUCAUCACCAACAACUCCUCCAGCGACUUCAAGCCCCACCACUCCGACGUCGCUGAUUGGGUAUCAAACCAAUCCGUCGUCUUUCUCGAGAAAGUCCAAUCCUUUGCAGAAAAAUUCAGCGCCGAGCAAAUCCAUCUCCUCGGCCACACAUACGGCUAUGACAAGACGCAGAACAUCGAGGUCUUGUCAAGGUAUCUGUCUGCUGGACUCAUGGCCAAGGCACCCGAGACGUAUCAGCCUUCAGCAGAGUUGCUAGGACGUAUUGGGCGCAUGAAGUUUGUUAGGCCGAUGUAUAGGCUCUUGGAGAAGGCGGAUAGGAAACUUGCGGUGGAGACGUUUGAGAAGAACAAGGACUUUUACCAUCCGAUUUGUAGAUCGAUGGUGGAGAAGGACUUGUUUGGUGAUGAGAAGAAAUAGUGUGUAGAAAGACUGUACCCAGCAAAAAGCGCGAAGUAUAAAUAAAUCAAGACAUCGAAACUCACAAACG